UAAUAGUCUUGCCAUUCUGUCGCGGGCUGUGCUACAGGUAGUUGCGGGUACCGGUGCCCAUGCUUGUUCUAGCCGCUCAAAUAGUCACAAUCACUACGCGCAUGUGGUUUCUUAAUUCGUUCCUCGGCGAAGGAUACUCCUCCGUGUUUUUUAAAGAUGAUGCCAGCAAAGAAUACCAACAAAGCCUCCAGAGGGCCAGCCACAUCACCGGCGCCAUGGCAUUCAAGUGGAGGGACGACUUCAAAUGGUCAUCCCACUUCCCAAGCUCUAAUUCGAGCAAAUACGUCUCAGAAAAUAGAUCACUUAAGGAAAUGGAGUAUUUCAACAUAUAAAUUUACCAGACAGUAUCUUUCUGAACGUUUUGGUAAAGGUACAAGGACUGUGGACAAAGAACUUGAAGGACAAAUUCUUCUUUUAAAAGAAACUCAAGUUAAGUACGUUAAUGUUCUAAAACUAGCGAAACAGAUGACAAACCAUUUAGAGAAUAUGGUUCAGAGUCAAAGAGGACUUUCCGAUGCCUUUGCAGAUUUAGGGGUGAAAUCACCAGAACUCCAGGGUGACUUUAACUGCAAUGCUGAGUACCAGAGAUUACUGGUUAAGAAUGGAGAAGUUCUUCUUGGGGCACUUAAGGUUUUUACGUCCAACUUGACGACUUUGGUGCACAAGACCAUAGAGGAUUCCAUCAUGACAGCGAAAGCUUAUGAAUUUGCCAGAAUAGAAUAUGAUGCUUACAGAACAGACCUAGAAUCCAUCCAAGCUGGACCAAGAACAGCAGCGACAGUUCUUAAAGCUGAAGAGGCAAAGCAGAAGUAUGAUGUCCAAAAAGACAAAUUCGACCGACUUCGGAGCGAUUUAGUGAUCAAAAUCAGAUUUUUAGAAGAAAACAAGGUGAAAGUUAUGCAUAAACAAUUGUCACUCUUCCAAAAUGCAACCACUGCUUACUUUGCUGGCAACAAAGAGGCCCUGGAUGACAGUAUGAAGGAAUUUCAUAACAAACACAAGACCAACGAUGGCAAACAGCCAUUUAUCCUGGAACAUUGAAGGCAUGCCACCAUAGCAUCAGAAUCAAACUAAGGGCACUAUGGUACUCUCUUGAAAACCAUGAAGGCGUUCUGAAUUUGACGUUGAGAUUUCAAGUCUUUCCAGCUGAGUUUAUAAAACAAAGAAUCGACAUUUACGUCCUAGUUUGAUGAAGUUAUUACAUAUGCAGCACGGUUUUGUAGUUUUUGUAGCUUGUUAGAUAAUACUUUGCCACAAUUACCCCAGACUAGGUUGCAGUAAUCAAAGUGAGAUUGAGCUUGUGAGUUGUAUAUAUUGAGUAAGGUGGAUCGAGGCACAAAUGGCUUAACUCGCUUUAUGGCUCCAAUCGCAGAAGCGAUCUUUUUACACAGUUUAUCAAUGUGGGAAUGCCACGUUAAAUUUUUGUCCAUAUAUAUCCAAAGGGAUUUCACAGAGGAAAAUUGCUCAAACGGAACAUUAUCAAGGGAGCAUUCAUAAUUUACCCAGAGGGUGGCUAUGAUAAUUUUUAGGGGGGGUCACUCUUUUUCCCUACUAUGAUUUAGGGGGGGCUGUGGAAAAUUUCCAAUAAAAAUGACAUGGAGCAUAGGGGGUGCCAACCAUUUUUUCCUGAAAAAGAAAAGGAAAUGAAAAUAUGCUGUUGGACGCUCUUAUAAUUCCUGUCUUUUAUUUCAUUUCAACAGAAUGUUGAUACAGAACUAGAGUA
Molecule: messenger RNA, 1723 nt
Organism: Stylophora pistillata
Lineage: Eukaryota; Metazoa; Cnidaria; Anthozoa; Scleractinia; Pocilloporidae
Product: arfaptin-2
Biological process (GO): intracellular protein transport; regulation of Arp2/3 complex-mediated actin nucleation
Cellular component (GO): trans-Golgi network membrane
Molecular function (GO): phospholipid binding; protein domain specific binding
Source: RefSeq, a predicted model, not a curated record